Messenger RNA from Entrophospora sp. SA101, 1407 nucleotides. The record is from the annotation of a GenBank genome assembly. NCBI's taxonomy places the organism in Eukaryota, Fungi, Glomeromycota, Glomeromycetes, Entrophosporales, Entrophosporaceae.
AUGAAUUUAAUUUCAACCGAAGAAGUUGCAAAACAUAAUAAACGUGAAGAUUGUUGGGUAAUCAUACAUAGCAAAGUGUAUGAUUUAACUAAUUUUUUGUCCGAUCACCCUGGUGGUAUUAAAGUUAUUCUUGAUCAAGCUGGUAAAGAUGCAACCGAAGUAUUUGAGCCAAUCCAUCCUCCUGAUAUAAUUGAUCAAUAUCUAAAACCUGAAUCAUAUGUUGGAAUCAUUGAUCCAUCAAAUCUUGAAAAAACCUUCAAUCAAAACUCAGAAAUGGAUAAGAGGCGUGAAUUGGCAAUUCAAAAUAAACCUCAUCUAAGUGAAAUGUUGAACCUAUUUGACUUUGAGGCUGUUGCUCAACAAGUUUUGAAACCUGAGUCAUGGAUUUAUUUCAGUUCAGGUGCCAAUGAUGAAAUUAGUUUGCGAGAAAACCAUAAUGCGUUUCAUCGCAUCUGGAUAAAACCAAGGGUGAUGAGAAAUGUAAUGAAUAUUGACACCAGUACAACUUUACUUGGUCACCAUUCCUCAUUUCCUGUUUAUAUUACAGCAGCUGCAUUAGGUAAAUUGGCUCAUCCUGAGGGUGAAGUUAUUUUGACCAGAGCUGCUUAUCAACAUCAGAUAAUUCAAAUGUUGGCAACACUAGCAUCAUGUUCCCUGGAUGAAAUGACAAAUGCAACAGGCAAAGAUCAAGUGCAAUUUUAUCAAUUGUACAUUAACAAAAAUAGAACUAUUUCUAUUCAAAUGUUGGCAACACUAGCAUCAUGUUCCCUGGAUGAAAUGACAAAUGCAACAGGCAAAGAUCAAGUGCAAUUUUAUCAAUUGUACAUUAACAAAAAUAGAACUAUUUCUAGAAACAUUAUUAAAAAAGUAGAAGAAAAAGGUUGUAAAGCUUUAUUUAUAAAUGUUGAUACACCUCAGUUAGGCUACAGGGAGAAAAGUAUGAGAGCAAUAUAUAUGGAUCCAAAUAUUGAUGAAAAAACUUUGAACAGUAGAUAUGGAUCAGCGAAAGCAAUUUCAUUAUUUAUCGAUGCAUCAUUAAAUUGGAAUGAUAUAGAAUGGCUUAAAUCAAUCACUACCAUGCCGAUUGUACUCAAAGGUAUACAAACAGCUGAAGAUGCUGUACUAGCGGCCAAAUAUGGUUGUGCUGGCAUGGUGUUAUCAAAUCAUGGUGCGAUUGCACUGGGUGCAAAAGCUGUUGGUAUUGGUAGACCUAUGUUGUAUGCCAUGUCAUCCUAUGGUCAAGAAGGUGUUGAAAAAGCAUUAAAAUUGUUAAAAGAAGAAUUUGAAAUGGUUAUGCGUUUGGCUGGAGUAACAUCCUUGAAAGAAAUUGGUCCUGACUUUGUUGACUCCAAGAAUUUAAACAAUCAUAUUUCUGUUCCAAAAAGUUAUCUUUUCUCCAAUAAUUGA